CCGGCAACCGCAUUCAUGGGUCUUUAACUGGCUAACAAAAAAAAAAUCAACUUGAAUGGUAGGCCUACAUUAUUUAUUCUUCUAUAUAUUAAGGGCCCAUGAUCAAUUUAUUGAUCAUUUUGGCUCCUAUUUAUUUCAAAUAGAUUUUUUUCCCCUUCAAAAACUUAUUAAAAUAUGUGUUGAAUGAAAACAUAAUGCUGCUACUGUUAAGUUUACAAAUAAUAUUGCCACUAAAUGCUUUAUCACUGGUUAAUAAUCUAAAAUUUCUAAAAUUGCAACCAACCAAUCCUUGCUCGAUACAAGUAGUAACAUUUCAUUAUUUAAUAUCUAAUAAUAUUCAACAUUCAUUUCAAUAAGUAUUGGUAUUACCGGGUACUAUAAUUGCAGUCAUUAUUACAUUGUAUUCAUAUUUUUUAUAAAUACAUAUAUCUAUUUUAAAAGAUUAUAUUUUAAUUUAGAAAAUUUAGAAAGAAAAUUGAUUUGUACAUCCGUCUCUUAAAAAAUAUAUCUUUAAUUUACACUUUUCUACUCCCAAACUGGCAAUACAGGAUGUUUGUAAACAAUUCCUGCUAAUAUAAUGGCGACCGAAGUGACAGUUAAGAUUUGGCAGAGGAAUAUAAAUCAAGCAUUACUUGUAGAUGAAAAGGAAUGGGGGAUUAAACUCUCAGAACUGAGAGAUCUAUUAACAAUUCAAGGUCUUGAAGUUCCUAAUGAUUAUCGAUUCUUAACCUGUUCUGGAAAUAUUGUCUCCACAACUUUGGAGCAGACGAUCGAGUUCAAAGAUAUUUUGACGUCAACUGCGCCGUUAACUUCGUCGCAAAGAAAAACAGAGUCAGAUGGUACAUUAAAAGCGGAAGAAUUGAAUGAACAACUUAAAAAUGGAUUAAAAUUUGCCGGUCAAAUAUGUCUUUUUCAAACUGAUGGUACUCCAGAUCCAUUACAUCACUGUGCAUGCAGCAUGAAUAUUCCAGGAUCUCUGUCAGCAUCUCCCUCAGGCCCAUCACAUGGAAUAGAAAAUGAAAACUUAAACAUUGGCCAAGAACAGCCACAAGAUCCACUUGCUUCCAAAGUGAAUGAAGAAUGCCAUGGAUGCCCAGCUCUAAUGUUAAAAAAUUGUUGUCCAUUUCUGUAUGAUGCUCUUAAGCCAAAAAGACUACUGAAAGCUUUGUUGAUUUUACCAAUAAUUUUAAUAGUGCUCAUGGCUGCCUUAACACUCACUCUACACAUGGUAAUAUUCAUUAUUUUUUAACUUUCCACAUCAUAUAAUCAUAAUAUGAUGUAGUGUUUUCUCAUGUUCAGACCAUACACCCCAAUCUAAAAUCCAAGCAAAAUGGACCCCUCAAAAGGGCUGAAACAUCACACUCACACAGUUAUUAUUAUUAGUAAUUAUUAGUAGUAUUAGCUUUCUUUUCCAGCCUCAGGGACUAUGAAUACAAGUUUGAUCUUCAAUAUGGGAAAGAAAAAAUUAGCUUAAUAAAAUAAUCUUAGUGACUGGGUGGGGUGAGAUGAGCCCUAGGAAUAAAUGGUGAUUAUUUAUAUUUUAAAAAUGCACAAAUUCUUUUAAACUAAGCUAUGUCUUACUUUAAUUUAAUGUAUGACACUUACAAUAAAUGUGUAAGUAUAAUACUGGUAAAAAAUAAAAUAUUUAAAUUCUUGCUUAAUUUCUUUACUGAAUGCUGAUGAUUAGCAUAAGUAAAGAAUGAAGUCAUUGUUUUUUUUAAAUAAACAAAUGUUAAUAUUAUUAUUGAACAAAAAUGUAAGUAAACUUAAGAUUUCUGUAAAAUUAAAAUCUUAUUUAGUGAACUUUACUCUUCCCAAGUUAGCUAUUUAAUAUGAAGCUUAAUAUCUGUUAUCUAUCAAGGAAAAAAAAAAAGGGCGACUUUACAUUAAUAUGUAUUAUUUUCUUUAGAUCUUUGGCAUUACUGGAAGCUUGUCUCACAAUGCAGGCUUUUCAAGCUUUUUGACAAAACCGUCAGAGAGUGAUUCAGAGAUGUGGAUAAAUAUGAAAGUUAGGCUUUCAGAAAUUGAAAUGGCCAACAAAUUUGAGAUUCAAGAUGUCAAAAGAAAAAUAUCUGAAUUGGAAGAUUUGUACCUCAGAGAUUUGGGUAAUUUUUUUUUUAAAACAUUGGUUGAAAUAUUUUAAGAGGAUUAAAUAUGGUUAAUUUUGAAUAAUUAAGACAUUAGUGCAUUAAUAACUCCAUGAUUUCAUUUUCUUUUUAAAAAAUUAAAAUUACCAAUUAUCAUGAACUUAAAAAUCACGCAGUUUUUGUUUACAAUUAAGAAACAAAUUAUCCUGUAAAGAUUUUUAUCGUUUGAAAGUCAUAGAAAGAAAAACUAAAUGUUUUAAGAUAAUUAUAUAAAAAUCUUAUUAUUGCAGAGGUACAAAGAAGAGAGCUAACUCUGAUAAAAAACAGGCAAGUAGAUGGAGAGUCCACUUAUGGUCAGAAGUUAGAGAAUAUGAGUGCUAGAUUGGACAAAUUGAUCCUCAUGAUGAACGGUUUUGACAGAUUAAAUGAAAAUUUCAUAGAUCAAGCAUUCAAGGAAGAUGGAGAAAAAGAAAAGCUGAACAAAGACCAUGCCGAAAGAAAUGGAAGUGAGAAGAGGAAAAAUGGAAACCAGAAGAAAAAAGGAAAUUAAAAUUUAAGUUUUAUCUUAUAUUUAAGUUUAAAACAUGCUGAAAUUGAAAAUUAUAUGAAGAAAUUAGCUAAAAAAUAAAGGAAAGAAAAUUAUUACUUAAUGAGUUGUGUUCUCCAGCUUUUGGAGGUGUUAAUUUUAUUUUUAAUUUGAUAAGCCUAUAUGAUUGUCAUGACUUCUUAUCUAGUAAUAUUCACCAAAAUAACUUACGUCCCAUGUUCAAUUUAAAUUAUUUAUGCUAUCAAAUUACAAUUUAUUGAGUGACAAAUUGCCUGUGUUAUGUAUACUUUUAAAAUUUGAACCUAAUUUAAUAAUCACAAGAAUGAACUAUAAGACAUUUUCUGACUAUUUGAUUCAUGUCAAUCCUGAUUUAGUUUUUGAUGGAUAAUAAUUUAUAGAUUUUUUCCAAUUCAAAGAGAUAUGGAAAUUGUAAAAUUUAAUAGAAAAUAAUGGUCAAUGUCAAUUAUUUUCAUUGGUGCCCAUUAACAUAUCUGCAGAGCCCUUGACCAUGAAUUAAGAUAACCCCAAUCCCAUGCUUCACAAUUUGUUUAUAUACUGGGUAAUUGUGUGCUUUACAAAAAUUAUGCUACAUUAUGUUUUGAAUUAUAAAGAUGCAGUCAUUUACUCAAGGGUUCCCAAAUGCAGUGUAUUUUGCUGCAUUUUCACAUCUCAACCAUAUCUAGUCACAAAGUUUGCCCAAACAUAAUCUAUUAUUGUUUUUAUUUUAAAAAAAGACUUUUUCCAUAAUCAAAAAUGUUCCUGUGCAGUUUGUUGCUAUCAUUAUAUUGAGUAAAAAUUUUGCAUUUUAAAGCCAUCUGCAAACACCCAAAACUUUUUUUUACAACUUUUUAUUUAGUUUGCUAUGAACAUGUGCACAGUCAAAGAUAAUUCUUUAAAUUCAUUUUAUUUUACCAUCCAGCACCCUACUGAGACACUCCUUACUUGGAGCCACUGCGAUAAAUCCUUCCGUUGUUCCUUAAAUUUUUAAUGUUGUCAUUCGAGGUAUUAAUAAAUGUUUAGUUAUAUUGAGAUUAGAAUCAUUUUUAAAAAAAUAAAAAUUUGUUAAUAAAAAAUAAAGUUUUAGUUUUGUAUUUAUC
Lymnaea stagnalis (great pond snail) is the source of this 3731-nucleotide messenger RNA. Lineage: Eukaryota; Metazoa; Mollusca; Gastropoda; Lymnaeidae. The record is from the annotation of a GenBank genome assembly.